AUGCAGGCUUCCUCCGCCGCCGUGCCCUGGCAGGAGCAGCGCGACCCGUUCGUCGCCCAGGUCUCGCUCCUCGUCUCGUGGUUCGUCCGCGUCCUCUACCAGAGCCGCCUGCACGACGCCGACUGGCGCUCAAAGCGCAAGACGUCGCUCCUGAGCAUCGCCGAGCAGUUCAAGCACCACCACGAGACGUGGCUCGGCGACGAGCUGCGGCGAGUGCUCGAGCGCCUCCUCUCGACCUACGUUGGCCUGUUCGCGCCUCAAGCGCCGGAAUUCUUCGACUGGUACUCGCUCACCUAUCGCGAGAUCGGCCGCAAGGUCGGCAGGUUCCCGCUCGAAGGUCACCCAUCUCUCUCCUACGGGGCCAACAAGUGGGAAGCGACCGAGUCUGCCCAGGUCCGCGACGCCGCUCGCAAGGCCGGCACCGCCUUCUACGACUCGGACACGCGCGGCAAGCAGUUCGAGAACGAGUUCUGCUCCGACGCGGGCGUGUCGAUCCUCAAGCUGCGCUGGCUGCCCGAGAAGGCGCGCGAGCUCUGCCUGCGCGAGAUUGCGGCGCUGCCGGGGUGGGUGCCAGAUCUGCCGACGGCGGCGACAAACGUCCUCCCCUCGCCAACGUCGACCAUGCUCUAUGCCUACGACCGCUCGCAGCCGGCCUCGUCGCGCCUCGCGCGCUUCAAGGCCCUCGUCGACGCGCUCCUCCUCCUCUACUGGCACGCCGUCGCCAUCUCUCGCCUCCCCGAUUCGACCCUCCCGCUGCUCGAGGCCGCCGCCCACGAGCUCGCAAACCUCUCCGAGGCCGACAAGCAGGCGUUCGGCGACAAGGACCUCGCGGUGCAGGUCUCGGCGGUCGAUCAUGCGCGCGACGUCCUGUUUGCGGCGUGCGAGGCGUUCGAGAAGGGGUGGCCGAUGCGGGACGGGCGGGGACUGGCCAAGGACCUUCAGGCGGCCUUCCACGGCGUCGCCCCGGAGGCGCACGCCGCGCCGCACGAGCCGCUCGUCGAGCAGUCGCUCGGCGUCGGUCGGGUUCGAGGGAGGAUCGAGGGGCGAGCACGGCGGAGCAAGUUCUUCCCCGAGGCGAGACGAGGCGCGAGGUAGCUGGACAGGGAGCAACGAGGCCGGUUACAGCUG
Rhodotorula graminis WP1 is the source of this 1128-nucleotide messenger RNA. RefSeq lists its product as uncharacterized. Lineage: Eukaryota; Fungi; Basidiomycota; Microbotryomycetes; Sporidiobolales; Sporidiobolaceae. The annotation marks the transcript as partial. The transcript is spliced from 5 exons. The record is from RefSeq and is a predicted model, not a curated record.